GUGGCGAGGCCGCCCAGAAGCAAAGCGAGUAGGCAGCUGCGAGCAUGCGUCGCGUCGCGGGGCGCGGGUGCACCGCCGAGCAGCUUCGUAAAGGAGCGUAGCAGCCAAUAGGCGACGGUUGCUCUGUCGCCGGGGGCGUGGCCAUGCAGAUAAGGCGCGGGUGGGCGGCCCAAUGGGCGGGCGCCUAUGCAGAUGAGACGGUGACAGCCGGGCCAGCGGGCGGGCGGGCAGGCGGGCUGUUGGGGCGGGGAGGUGGGACCCGGAGAGGGGUGGCCGUGGGGCCCGGCCGGGCUGGGGUGGGGGGCCGCAGCCAUGAUCCGGGCCUUCUCGUUCCCGGUGAGCCCCGAGCGGGGCCGGCUGCGGGGCUGGCUGGAGGGCAGCCUGGCCGGGCUCUGCGAGUUGCACUGGCUCCGGGAGAGGCAGGAGUACCGCGUGCAGCAGGCGCUGCGGCUGGCCCAGCCCGGAAUGGGGGGCGCCGAGGCCGAGGACGAGGAGGACGCCGAUGAGGACGAAGAUGCGGCGGCGGCGCGCCGGGCCGCAGCGGCCCUGGAGGAGCAGCUGGAGGCCUUGCCUGGGCUCAUCUGGGACCUGGGCCAGCAGCUGGGAGAUCUGAGCCUGGAGUCUGGGGGCCUGGAACAGGAGAGCGGGCGCAGCUCAGGCUUCUAUGAAGACCCCAGUUCCACGGGGGGUCCAGACUCACCACCCUCUACCUUCUGUGGGGACAGUGGCUUCUCUGGAUCCGGCUCCUAUGGACGCCUGGGUCCCGCUGAACCCCGGGGCAUCUAUGCCAGCGAGAGGCCCAAGUCCCUAGGAGACGCCAGUCCUAGUGCUCCAGAGGCGGUGAGCGCUCGGGCAGCCGUGCCGCGAUCGUACUCGGCGCCCUACCCGACGGCAGCGGGCUCCGCGGGCCCGGAGGCCUGCUCCUCCGCGGAGCGGCGGGCCCGCGCGGGGCCCUUCCUGACGCCCAGCCCCCUGCACGCCGUGGCGCUGCGCAGCCCGCGGCCCUGCGUCCGGCCUCCUGCGGACUCGCCGGACGCCCCCGGCACGGGGCGGCCCCUGGACGGCUACAUCUCGGCGCUCCUGCGCAGGCGCCGCCGCCGGGGGGCGGGCCAGCCCCGGACCAGUCCCGGGGGCGCGGACGGGGGCCCGCGGCGCCAGAACAGCGUGCGCCAGAGGCCGCCCGACGUGUCCCCGCCCCCCGGAGGCGCGCGGCCCGCGCCCGAGCCCCCAGUGGAGCGCGCGGGGGGCCGUCCCGCCAGCCCGGCGCCUUUGGGGCGCGCCUGGGCCUCGCCGUGGGAGUCGGAGACGGCGCCCGAGCCCGCCGCGCCGCCCGCCGCUCCCUCGCCCCCCGACAGCCCGGCCGAGGGUCGCCUGGUGAAGGCGCAGUACAUCCCGGGCGCGCAGGCCGCCACCCGCGGCCUCCCCGGCCGCGCGGCGCGCCGCAAAGCGCCACCACUGACCCGUGGCCGCAGCGUGGAGCAGUCCCCACCCCGGGAGCGUCCCCGGGCCGCCGGCCGCCGCGGACGCGUGACGGAGGCCUCGGGCCGCCGGGGCUCGCCCAGGGCUCGCAAGGCCGCGCGCUCCCAGUCUGAGACCAGCCUGUUGGGCCGCGCGGCCGCGGUGCCUCCGGGGCCCCCCAAGUACCCCACGGCCGAACGGGAAGAGCCCCGGCCGCCGAGGCCCCGUCGCGGCCCUGCGCCCACGCUCGCGGCGCAGGCCGCGGGGUCCUGCCGCCGCUGGCGCUCCACGGCGGAGAUCGACGCUGCGGACGGACGCCGCGGCCGUCCCCGAGCCCCGACAGCCCGCGGCCCGGGGCCCGGCCCAUCCCCGUCAGCUCCGCAGCGCCGUCUUCUCUAUGGCUGCGCGGGCAGCGACUCUGAGUGCUCUGCGGGGCGCCUGGGGCCCCUUGGGCGCCGGGGUCCCACCGGCGGCGUCGGCGGCGGCUAUGGGGAGAGUGAAUCGAGCGCCAGCGAGGGGGAGUCGCCUGCCUUCAGCUCCGCAUCCAGCGACUCAGACGGCAGCGGUGGCCUGGUGUGGCCGCAGCAGCUGGUGGCAGCCACCGCAGCCUCUGGGGCAGGGGGUGGUGCAGGUGGAGGGGCACCCGCGGGCCCCGCCAAAGUGUUUGUGAAGAUCAAGGCUUCCCACGCACUCAAGAAAAAGAUACUGCGUUUCCGUUCGGGUUCUCUCAAGGUCAUGACUACAGUGUGAGUUUGGCGGUUUGCUCGGGCUCCCCCUUCAUGGCCUCUGCACCACCACACUCCCAAUCACUGACCCUUCCAUACCUCCCUUCCAAAGACCACCAUUUUCUCUGCUUCCAAAGACCCUUCCUCACUGCCCCCAUCCACUGCAGUCUUGGUUGAAAAGGCUCCCCCUCCACCAUAGGGAGGAAUGGGGGAGGAGCCCUGUUUGACCCAGUUCAGCUGCUGGCUCUGCAGCCCUUGGGCAUGAAAGUUCCCUUUGUCUGGGCCUCACUUUCCUCAUCUGUACUAUGGGUGUAAUAUGGUAUGCGGAAGGGGUAAUUCAGUUCGAAUUUCCCCAUUUUAGUUUAGACACUUAGUCCGUUUGUUCACGUUCACCACUGUCACUGAACCCUCUUAUUCCUCCUUUCCAUGCCCAGAUCUGGUGUCUCUCCCCCCCCCCCCCCAUUCACAAAGUGCCCCCAUCCAUGUCCCUGGAUUCUUAAGCUAUCCCCUUGGCACCGUGGUCAGAGACGCUGUGUCUGACCCAGGUGGUGCCUGCAGAGUGCCCUGGGAAAGGAAGGAGCACUGACUUUGGGGUUUUGAGGGUCAGUUAGGAGGUGGUAGCACCUGGAAAGAAGGACUCUUUCGCCUCUAUCCCGGGACAGUUAUGGAGGACUAGGAGGUAGAAGAGGAGAAGGAAGAUGGUUUCUAUCUCAUGCCCCCCCCCUUUUCUCCCCCCUCCCAAAGGGAGUGGGGAGAGCCCAGGAUGACCCUCAGCUGUUCCAAUCCAGUAUUUUUUUUCUUUUUUAAAAUUACUGUAUUUAUUAUGACGAUGGUGACUCCCCAGUGCACAGGGGGGCCAGAUUCUGUGUUUCUCUAACCUCUUUGUAAAUAAAUGCACACUGUUCCAUA
Acinonyx jubatus (cheetah) is the source of this 3092-nucleotide messenger RNA. It is a transcript of the gene DACT3, whose product is annotated as dishevelled binding antagonist of beta catenin 3. Gene Ontology annotation, biological process: negative regulation of canonical Wnt signaling pathway. Lineage: Eukaryota; Metazoa; Chordata; Mammalia; Carnivora; Felidae. Gene Ontology annotation, cellular component: cytoplasm. The record is from RefSeq and is a predicted model, not a curated record. Bases 313 to 2208 code for a protein of 631 amino acids. The transcript is spliced from 4 exons.